AUGGAAACAAGUCGUAACGGCGGCAACUUGCCCCAACCUCCAGUCUCAUUUCCUCGAGCUUCGGACGACGUGACCUCGGUGAUGUUCAACCCGAAUGACAACCUUACUACGAAGGAGCAGCGCGUGCAAGAUCCCAAUGUCUGCUAUACUUCCACCCUCCUUCACUAUACUGGCCUCGCUGUGAGCCACACAAAGGGAAAAUAUGCGCUAGAAGAUCCUGAGGUUGAGGCGGCUGCAUCUAAUGCCCUGUCUAAACAUUUCGUGAAUGGCAACCUUCUCAUCCAGGACAAGAUUAUCGACUUCGACUACAUUCAGUCAUGCCCCGACAUCCGGUGUGAGACCGACAACGAAUAUGCCCUGCAAGGAUGGGCUAUGCAGGAGGGAUCAAUUGUAAUAGGAAUUGACCCUUCCCUUGUUGUUGAUCUUGGCCGGGAACAGCACCCCGACCAGCUUGCCCUGAAGGCCGGAAAACUGUACGUGAUCAAGAGCAUCUACAGUGACAUGUGGUCUUUGUGCAUUGAGGUCUCCGUCAAGAAGCCUCGUAAUAUGCCCGAUGCCAACAAGCCGCCAAACGAAAUCACGAACUUCGGCUUUGCUCCUCUGUGUGCCAUCACUCUUGCGGCAAACUACAGUUCCUUCCUUGAACGCUGCCAGGCUUAUCAGAACCAGCCAGGGAUCGUGCCGCUCCGACCGAGCAAUGGGCAGCGUGUUAUGCCUCCUCCUCGCCUUCAAAGUCUGGUUAUGAGUAAGGAGAUUGCUCAGCAACUCGACGAAGGGAAUGAGGACGAGUUCUACUCGUCAGAGGCCUAUAUCAUCUGCAGAAAGUUCAGACCCAUUGGGGAAAAUGUGGCGCGGGUCAAGCCCAAGGAGCCUCUCGAUAAACUGAAGAGUCUGGUCAAGGACCCUUGUAGGCUCCGGAAGAUUCUGGCCACCAGGAAGGUGGUGUUGAAGGCCAUUUUCACUCCACCCGAGGUUAUCAAUGUGGACAACGUCGGCACCUCCCACCCGACACGUCCACGAAAGAAGCUGGUGAAGGGCGAGCGGCACUCACUGGCUGUGAGCAAGGGGUUGAAGCGCCUCUGCUGCUGA
Molecule: messenger RNA, 1089 nt
Organism: Penicillium canariense
Lineage: Eukaryota; Fungi; Ascomycota; Eurotiomycetes; Eurotiales; Aspergillaceae
Exons: 2
Coding region: 1-1089 (362 amino acids)
Source: RefSeq, a predicted model, not a curated record